AUGGCUACCGAAGCUCCUCGUCAAUAUGUGCCCUUGACCUGUCACGGUCAUUCGCGACCAGUUCCCCACAUCAACUUCUCUUCUACUUUCGAGAACGAGAACUACUUCAUGAUUUCGGCCUGCAAAGAUGGUAACCCCAUGCUGCGGCAAGGCCAGACAGGAGACUGGAUUGGAACUUUUAUCGGCCACAAGGGUGCUGUCUGGCAGGCAAAGUUGAGCCCUGACAUGAGCAAUGCCGCCACCGCCUCGGCCGAUUUCAGCUGCAAAAUCUGGAAUUCUCACACCGGCGAGGUUCUCUUCACUCUCAAACAUGAACACAUUGUUCGGGCCAUCGCAUACCCUCCGAACACCUCCGACAUGGUAGCCACAGGCGGCUUCGAGAAAAGGCUGCGUUUGUGGGAUCUCCAGGCGGCGUCCAAGAAACUCGCCGAGACUACGGAGGAGGUUGCGGUCGAGUCUUCGGAGGCUCACGAGAUUGGUGCGGGCACACACACUGACCCCAUCAAGGCCAUUGUCUGGGCUCCGGAUCCAACCAAGAUCAUUACAGCCUCGGGCAAGACUCUCCGCUGGUUUGACGUUCCAAGUAAGAGUCUGGUCAAGUCCCUCGUUCUUGAUGACGAGAUCAAGUCGUGCGAGUCCUCGCAGCUCGAUCCCCAAUUUGCCGACGCGAGUGACAUCAACGGCGGGUCUCCUGUGCUCGCUGUAGCGGCGGGGAAGACGGUCGUAUUCUUCGGCGGCCGUCAGAUGACUGAGGAGCUGAAGCGUAUCAAACUUAGCCACGGCAUUGCUAGUGUGGCGCUGGAUUUGAAGCAGAGGAAGUUUGCUGUGGGCGAAGAGCCCGGUACGUGGGUACGCGUCUACAGCUACGAAGAUGAAAAGGAGAUCGAUGUGCACAAGGGCCACCAUGGGCCGGUCUGGUCAAUUGCUUUCUCUCCUGACGGCAAGCUAUACGCUACAGCCUCCGAAGACGGCACAAUCAAGUUAUGGAAAAAUUGCGAGGGGUUCUACGGCCUUUGGCGUGGUGGUGCCAAUGGAGCCGAGAAAUCGUCAGACUAG
Pyricularia pennisetigena is the source of this 1056-nucleotide messenger RNA. RefSeq lists its product as uncharacterized. Gene Ontology annotation, molecular function: RNA binding; protein binding. Lineage: Eukaryota; Fungi; Ascomycota; Sordariomycetes; Magnaporthales; Pyriculariaceae. The transcript is spliced from 4 exons. The coding region runs from base 1 to 1056 and encodes 351 amino acids. Gene Ontology annotation, cellular component: SMN complex. The record is from RefSeq and is a predicted model, not a curated record. Gene Ontology annotation, biological process: spliceosomal snRNP assembly.